This is a messenger RNA of Hevea brasiliensis (rubber tree), 1241 nucleotides long. Its product is annotated as fruit protein pKIWI502. Gene Ontology annotation, molecular function: oxidoreductase activity. Lineage: Eukaryota; Viridiplantae; Streptophyta; Magnoliopsida; Malpighiales; Euphorbiaceae. The record is from RefSeq and is a predicted model, not a curated record.
AAUACUCGCGAAACAAUGUCCGUCUCCUCUUCAUCUCCCCCAUGUCCACUCUAUCCUCCCCCUUCCCCCAUGUCUAUCCUACGCCGCCUAGCCUUACGCCUCAACCUCAACAACAGACGGAGCUUUACCUCAGUCGCUGCCGCCGCUGUUCGACAAGACGCAACUCUCUGGUCCCAAGCCCCUCUCUCCCAGAUCGAACCUGCUGCUGAGUCCCUCUUUCACGUUACUAUCGACGUCUCUCACUCUCCCGACCUUGCCAUCUCCCACACUCGACCUGGCCAGUACCUCCAGCUUCGCAUCCCCGACGUUGAGAAGCCUUCUUUCCUUGCCAUCGCCUCACCGCCUUCUUAUGCCGCCGCGAAAGGCGCUUUUGAAUUCUUAGUGAAGAGCGUCGCUGGCUCUACUGCUGAGCUGUUGUGCGGUCUUAGGAAAGGAGAUGUGGUGGAAUUGAGCCAAGUCAUGGGCAGAGGUUUUGAAAUAGAUCGCAUCGUGCCGCCGGAGAAGUAUUCUACGGUUCUGAUUUUUGCCACUGGAUCUGGAAUCAGUCCAAUUCGGUCUCUCAUUGAAUCUGGGUUUAGUGCUGAUAGAAGAUCUGAAGUGAGGCUGUAUUAUGGGGCAAGAAACCUCAAGAGAAUGGCUUACCAGGAUAGGUUUAAGGAUUGGGAAUCUUCUGGUGUUAAGAUUGUACCAGUACUAUCACAGCCAGAAGGUAGUUGGACUGGAGAAACUGGCUAUGUACAGGCUGCUUUUUCCAGGGCCAAGAAAAUUGAUAGCCCUUUGGCCGCUGGGGCAGUGCUUUGUGGGCAGAAACAGAUGGCUGAGGAAGUAACAUCAAUUCUGGUAGCAGAUGGAGUCUCAAGCGAGAAAAUACUGAAGAACUUCUGAAAUAUUACAAAUGAGGUUCACAUUGUUGUAUUAUUUCUUGAGCAACAGUCGAUUAUGAUUCUUUUAUACCCACUGCUGAGGACAGAAUGCGUUGCUCAGCUAAUAAAAGCCAAAUUUGGAUUUUUGAUAAUCUUAUAUAUCUAACGAAUUGUCGGAUUAGACUGCUUCUAGCAGCUAAAUUAUAGGAAUCAUACCCCUCAGUUUUAACUUACAGAAUAGGUUUUCAGCAUUGUUUGCAUGAUUCAAAACGUGCUAUUGUGAACAUCUUCGAAUCAAGCAAGGAAUUUCCAGACUCAGGCCUUGAAAUAUGUAAGAGAAUUUGCCUAUUAAUUACAUUGCAAACUAUUACAAGAGAA